This is a messenger RNA of Perkinsus marinus ATCC 50983, 1414 nucleotides long. RefSeq lists its product as hypothetical. The coding region runs from base 45 to 947 and encodes 300 amino acids. The transcript is spliced from 7 exons. The record is from RefSeq and is a predicted model, not a curated record. NCBI's taxonomy places the organism in Eukaryota, Perkinsozoa, Perkinsida, Perkinsidae.
UCCAGAUCCUAUCUUUUGUUAAAACGUUAUCGCUAUUCCGUUUUAUGGUAGUACUCGACAUGGCUUCCGGCAAGGGUGGGCCUCCCGGUGCUAUGGAUGACCAAAUAACCCUAUUGGACGGUCAAAGAGCGGCGGCAUCGUUAUUGGAAGUGAACAGUGGACCAGUGAGUGAAGGAGCGAUGGAAGAGGGUGCGUCAUCGGAGUUAUCGGCCCUGCUAUUGAGGUUGCCGCCCUCAGCAACGGUCACGGAUACCGUCGGCGACUGGGGGCAAAGUAGCACCUAUUCUCGAUGUGCACAACCUAUCGCUUCAGCGGCAGCGUUGGUCGUCGAGUCGGACUAUAUCCGAAGUCUUGUGCGGUUCCUCGCAGUAUGUGUUGUAGCGGCUUCGUAUAGUCGGUUUUUGGCUGCCUAUUGUGGGAUUCCUCAGAAGAUAAACCGUCCAUGGCAGCAUUGGAUGUUUACAUUGGUGGUAGCCUUCUGUGGUGCGACGGCGAUCCAUAGGAUAUGUCGUCCCAGCAGACUGUGGGUGACUGCUGCUACGCCCUUUGUUUACUCUCUGAUUCAGAUGGUUGUGGGGGCGAUCCCUCUGACUGCAGACACGGAUUAUAUGAAAAGCGCGCCGGCACUGGGGCUGGCGACCAUUGUUGUGGCGGCCUCUUCGUUGGGAAUACUCAUGACUCGAUACGCCUAUUAUCACGUCGACUGCGUGGGUCGGCUAAUGAUGGGAAUUGUCUUUCUCAUCUUCCUGUGGUUGAGAACACCACCUGGAUAUAGCUUCCAUUUACAUCAUUACCUCCACUGCACGCUGUUGGCGUUGGCAUUUGGUAGAGUAAAAGGAGACGAAGCCGUGCCGGCUAUCGCACAAGCUAUUCUGAUUGGUAUGGCACUACAAGGGGCAGCAGUGUGGGGUACGGACUCGCUAUAUGACGAGAAGGUCAAGGCGUAGCUCGAAGUUAUUUGGGAAAGGAGUGGUAUGGCGACGGUGAACUCAGCGUUCGGUUAUUUUGGUUGACGAUGCUCUUGUCGGACGAUUCGGUUUAUGAAAAGGCUGGCUUAGCGGAGCGAAGCGCCUUUUGUUGUCCGAGUGAAGUUAUCUCUGGUUCAACUGAUGUGAGUCGCUAAAGUCGAUUUCCACAGCUGCCAAUUCCUUGAUUGAUAUAUAAUGAUACGUUUGCGCACAGCGAAGAUUUUCGUGAUUGUAGAUUGUCUGACACUAAGUUGAUGGGCAGCUGUGUGUCAGUUGGAGCCACAUUCUAUAAUGUGUAUCGUCGACAGUAGCGGCUGAGUAUUUUGUACAUGCGUGUUCCAUACCACUCCAUCAUCACAUCGUCCAAACACAUUGCUUAUUUCUUUGUCACAUAGUAUUAUACGAAACCGUCACGCGCCACGAAAUUGCUCUAAUAUCAGCAUUUC